AUGUCCACCGGCUCCCUCAGCGACGUGGAGGACCUCCAAGAGGUGGAGAUGCUGGACUGCGACGGGCUGAAAAUGGACUCGAACAAGGAGUUUGUGACUUCCAACGAGAGCACCGAGGAGAGCUCCAACUGCGAGACGGGGUCUCCGCAGAAGGGCCGCGGCGGCCUGGGCAAGAGGAGGAAGGCGCCCACCAAGAAGAGCCCCUUGAGCGGGGUCAGCCAGGAGGGCAAGCAGGUCCAGCGCAACGCGGCCAACGCGCGCGAGAGGGCCCGGAUGCGGGUGCUCAGCAAGGCCUUCUCCAGGCUCAAGACCACCCUGCCCUGGGUGCCCCCGGACACCAAGCUCUCCAAGUUGGACACGCUCAGGCUGGCGUCCAGCUACAUCGCCCACUUGAGGCAGAUCCUGGCUAACGACAAGUAUGAGAACGGGUACAUUCACCCUGUCAACCUGACGUGGCCCUUUAUGGUGGCCGGGAAACCCGAGAACGACCUGAAAGAAGUGGUGACCGCGAGCCGCUUAUGCGGAACCACGGCGUCCUGA
Diceros bicornis minor is the source of this 540-nucleotide messenger RNA. It is a transcript of the gene TCF21, whose product is annotated as transcription factor 21. Bases 1 to 540 code for a protein of 179 amino acids. Gene Ontology annotation, biological process: developmental process; regulation of transcription by RNA polymerase II. The record is from RefSeq and is a predicted model, not a curated record. Gene Ontology annotation, molecular function: DNA-binding transcription factor activity, RNA polymerase II-specific; protein dimerization activity; RNA polymerase II transcription regulatory region sequence-specific DNA binding. The transcript is spliced from 2 exons. NCBI's taxonomy places the organism in Eukaryota, Metazoa, Chordata, Mammalia, Perissodactyla, Rhinocerotidae.